CUAUUUGACAGUGAGGGUCUACAACAUUUUCCAUUCCACAAAACUUCUCUGCACGAAAAAGAACAACUCCCAAACAAUGAUCGAGAAACGCUCACCGUCUCCUGAGUUCGACCCCUUAGCAGUUGGGACGGACUUGGCGCCUCUGCCGGAAUACAAAGCAGCAGCCACUGCCGGUUUCGACUUUGGCGGACUCCUCGCUCAACCAUUACGGCUUCAUGAGGACCUCGCCUCUGGGUGCGGUGGGCAAACAUGGCCAGCAGGCAUGGUACUAGCAAAGCACAUGCUUCGCUAUCAUCAAAACGAUUUGUGCCAGUCGAGAAUUCUAGAACUCGGUGCGGGCGGCGGAUUAGUGGGCCUCGCAGUUGCUCGAGGCUGUGAGAUCCAGCAACCCCUCAUUAUCACCGAUCAGCUCGAGAUGUUCUCGUUGAUGGGCCAUAACAUCGCGCUCAAUGAAAUGCAGGGUAUGGUCACAGCUGCAAUUCUGAAUUGGGGCGAAGCGCUUACCCAAGACAUUGUGGACUUCCAACCAGAUGUCAUUCUUGCAGCCGAUUGCGUUUACUUUGAGCCGGCCUUUCCUCUCCUCCUUCAAACAUUGACCGAUCUACUCACGCUGUGUCCUUCUGCGACCAUAUACUUCUGCUUCAAAAAAAGACGUCGGGCAGACAUGCAAUUUGUGAAGAAAGCACAAAAAGCUUUCAAUGUUGCUGAAGUACACGACGUGGACCGUCCGGUAUUCAGUCGGGAAGGUUUAUUUCUGUACACUAUUACAAGUAAAGCAUCGAAGCGUGGAUGAGCUAGGAUAAGAAUAGAUAUUCGGUAAGACCAAUAUUCCAUACCAACACGUUUCUUUCUCGGGAGCAUCGCACGUAGAAAUAAAAAUAAAUUGCGUACUGGGAGGACUCCUCUGUAUUGUUUUGUCAUACGUAGUUUGAGGCACUUUUCGUUGUCGGGACUCUCUUU
This is a messenger RNA of Truncatella angustata, 960 nucleotides long. RefSeq names its product putative methyltransferase-domain-containing protein. Bases 77 to 793 code for a protein of 238 amino acids. NCBI's taxonomy places the organism in Eukaryota, Fungi, Ascomycota, Sordariomycetes, Amphisphaeriales, Sporocadaceae. The record is from RefSeq and is a predicted model, not a curated record. The transcript is spliced from 3 exons.